Molecule: messenger RNA, 6891 nt
Organism: Colossoma macropomum (tambaqui)
Lineage: Eukaryota; Metazoa; Chordata; Actinopteri; Characiformes; Serrasalmidae
Product: AP-3 complex subunit beta-2
Biological process (GO): vesicle-mediated transport; anterograde synaptic vesicle transport; intracellular protein transport
Cellular component (GO): AP-3 adaptor complex; membrane coat
Source: RefSeq, a predicted model, not a curated record
UGUGUGUGUUAGUGCUGAAGCCUCAGUGGCUGGAGCUCGAAUCUAAAUCUCCAUAUCUGUGUGUGUUGCUGAGGCGGAGCGGCAGCGAUGUCUACCAGCUCUGCGUUCAACGAUGAGAAAGGCGGCUCGUCCAGCGCCGGAGAGCCGGAGUACGGACACGAUCCGGCCAGCGGGGGCAUCUUCUCCUCGGACUACAAGAGGCAUGAUGACUUGAAGGAGAUGCUGGACAGCAACAAGGACUCUCUGAAACUGGAGGCCAUGAAAAGGAUUGUUGCAAUGAUUGCAAGAGGAAAAAAUGCGUCUGAUCUCUUUCCUGCUGUGGUGAAGAACGUGGCCUGCAAGAACAUUGAGGUAAAGAAGCUGGUGUAUGUGUAUCUAGUGCGCUAUGCUGAGGAGCAGCAGGAUUUGGCUCUGCUCUCCAUCUCUACAUUCCAGCGGGGACUCAAGGAUCCUAAUCAGCUGAUUCGUGCAAGCGCCUUGCGUGUUCUCUCCAGUAUCAGAGUCACUAUCAUUGUGCCCAUUAUGAUGUUGGCCAUUAAAGAGGCUGCCUCUGAUAUGUCUCCAUACGUCCGCAAGACAGCCGCACAUGCCAUCCCCAAACUCUACAGCUUGGACCCUGAACAGAAAGACCAGCUAAUUGAGGUCAUUGAAAAGCUGCUUGCUGAUAAAACCACUUUGGUAGCAGGCAGUGUGGUGAUGGCAUUUGAGGAAGUAUGUCCGGAGCGGAUUGAUCUGAUCCAUAAGAACUACCGUAAACUCUGCAAUCUGCUGAUUGAUGUGGAGGAGUGGGGUCAGGUGGUUAUCAUCAACAUGCUCACCCGCUAUGCCAGAACCCAGUUUCUCAACCCCAACAUUAAUGAGUCCCUUUUGGAAGAGGGAGGAGAGAAGGCUUUUUAUGGUUCUGACGAUGAUGAUGAUGACGAUGAAGAGAAAAAAGCUGAGGCAGCUGCUCUGGCCAAGAGGAAGCCCUAUGUUAUGGACCCUGACCACAGACUGCUGCUCAGAAACACCAAACCAUUGCUACAGAGCCGCAAUGCUGCGGUGGUGAUGGCAGUGGCUCAGCUGUAUUUCCAUCUCGCUCCAAAAGCCGAGGUGGGCGUCAUUGCCAAGGCUCUGGUGAGGCUAAUGAGGAGCCACAGCGAAGUUCAGUAUGUAGUUCUACAAAACGUUGCUACCAUGACCAUCAAAAGGAGGGGGAUGUUCGAGCCAUACCUGAAGAGCUUCUAUAUCCGGUCCACUGAUCCCACACAGAUCAAAAUACUCAAGCUUGAAGUUUUAACAAAUCUGGCAAAUGAAACAAACAUUUCAACCAUUCUGAGAGAGUUCCAGACCUAUAUCAAAAGCAUGGAUAAGGACUUUGUGGCAGCCACAAUCCAGGCCAUUGGCCGCUGUGCCACUAACAUUGGGGAGGUGAGAGAUACUUGCCUCAAUGGUCUGGUACAACUCCUGUCAAACAGAGAUGAGCUGGUAGUAGCUGAGUCUGUGGUGGUGAUUAAGAAGCUCCUGCAGAUGCAGCCAGAGCAGCACAGUGACAUCAUCAAACAUAUGGCCAAGCUCACAGACAACAUACAGGUGCCGAUGGCAAGAGCCAGCAUCCUGUGGCUGAUUGGCGAGUACUGUGAACAUGUACCUAAAAUUGCUCCUGAUGUUCUGAGGAAGAUGGCCAAGACCUUCACCAAUGAGGAGGACAUUGUCAAGCUGCAGAUAAUCAACCUGGCUGCCAAACUCUACCUGACCAACUCCAAACAGACUAAGCUCCUUACACAGUAUGUGCUCAACUUGGCAAAGUAUGACCAGAACUAUGACAUCAGAGACCGGGCGCGGUUCAUCCGUCAGCUCAUUGUCCCCACCGAUAAGAGUGGAGCUCUAAGCAAAUAUGCCAAGAAACUUUUCCUUGCCCUCAAACCUGCACCUGUGCUGGAGUCUCCGUUUAAAGACAGAGACCAUUUCCAGCUGGGCUCGCUGUCUCAUCUGCUGAAUACCAAAGCAGGCGGCUACCAGGAGCUGCCUGACUGGCCUGAAUCGGCGCCCGACCCCUCCGUGCGCAACGUGGAGGUUCCAGAAUGGACUAAAUGCACCAGCAGGAAGGAACGAAAGGAGAAGAAGGUGGAAAAGCCUUUCUACUCCGACUCGGAGGGAGAAUCUGGACCCACAGAGUCGGCUGACAGUGAGUCGGACUCAGGUAGUGGGUCGGAGAGCGGCAGUGAGGAGAGUGGCUCUGGUUCAGCGAGUGAAGAGAGUGAGGAGGAAUCUGAGUCUGAGGAGGAGGAGGAGGAGGAGGAGGAAGACGAAGAGGAAGAGAGAGCAAAGAAAAAGAAGAAAGUAGACAAAAGCAAACCUAAGAAACCUGAGAGUGCUGAGAGUGAUCAGAGCAGCGGAGAGGAGCAGAAGAGAGACCGAAAAGCAGGGAAGCAGCGGAGGAGUGGCUCUGAGUCGGAAAGCGAGGAAGAGAGUGAGUCUGAGAGCAGUGAGUCCGAGUCAGAGUCUGAGGAAGAGUCAGAGUCAGACACAGACAUCAAGAAGAAGAAGAAGCCCCAUUCCCCCGCACACCUUCCCACCACCCUGCAGCAAGAGGAAGUUAUUGACAACAGCCUGGGGCAGAUUGGUCUCAGUGGAGACUGGCAAGAGACAGCUGUAUCAAAGCCACCUCCAAAGCAGACCAAAAAAGAAAGCAAGAAAGAGACCAAGGAAAUGUCACUACUAGAUCUGGAUGACUUUGAGCCUACGCCCUCACCUCAAGUGACCCCUGUCAACAGUUUCCUGUCCAACAGUCUGGUGACCGAUCUAGAGGGCUUGUCACUGACCGACACUGUACUUGCCCCCACCACUAUUGCCCCAUCCAGCUCUUUGAGGAUGUAUGAGCUGUUGCACCGCAUCACAGGCGAGGGUCUAGCAGUGGAAUACUGCUUCAGCAGACAGCCCUUCAGCCCUGACCCUCACAUGGUGGCUGUGCAGAUCCAGUUCACCAACAACACUACUUCUGAGGCCAAGAGCUUGCACAUAGAAGAGCCCAAACUGCAGUCUGGCAUGAGGAUCAAGGAGUUUCCAGAAAUUGAGAUGUUACCUGCAGGCGAGUCACUUAAUGUAGUAAUGGGCAUUGAUUUCUGCGACUCCACACAAGCAGCCAACUUCCAGCUUUGCACUCAUACCCGGAAGUUCUUUGUGUCGAUCCAACCACCAGUGGGAGAGCUGAUGAUGCCUACCUUUCUGACAGAGAACGAGUUUAAGAAGGAGCAAGAGACACUAUUACAUGGUCAGCUGAUGGGAAUGAAUGAGAUCUCAGAGAAGCUAACCCUGGGGGAGAAGUGUCAAAGCGAACACGCCAUCGUAGAGAGAGUCACCUCCACGGCUAACCUCAGCAGAGUACCCUGUGGUUCAGAUAAAGAGAGCAGUCCUCCUGUUCCUCCUCCUCCUUCCUCACCUGUUUCCAGGUUUGCUGGGAAAACCGUCAGCAGCGGAAGCCUUGUGCUGGUGACUGUAACGAGGAAGGAGGGAGCAGGGGCCCUGCUUACGGUGAACUGUGAAAAGAUGGUGAUUGGUACAAUGCUCGUGAAGGACAUCCUCCAAGCUCUGACGCAGUGAUGGCUGCCUCUUCGGCUCUCCUCCCUGCCCCCACCCUCUCUGCAUAUAUCUGUAGCAAUGUGUAGACGUUGCCUUGAUGCUGUGUGCUGAUGUUGGACCAGCUUCCAUUACUCAAUGCUUAUUUAAAUACAGUUAACGGUUAUGAGAGGGAAUAUAAAUAUAAAAUCUCAGAUCAGUAAUCACUUGGUAACGUUUAACCAUGUUGCACAUACUGUAUACACUUCCAAUAUUUAUUUUUUUGUCCCCAAAGAUCAGAAUAUAGCUAAAUACAAUACACACAAGCGCCCGUCCGUAAUAAUAUCCAGUUAUUUCUGUUAAGUUACCAGAAUGUUGCAUGACCCACUUUUAACGUUUUAACCCCGUAAAUGGCCAGGGCACACCAGCAGGCCCGAAGGUUUGUUACACACCUCUGUAACCUAAGGCAAGCUCAGCCAGUUUGCAUUGAAGGCUCUGUAGCUACUUAAUAAUAAUAAUGCCUGUGUAGUAUGCCUGGGAUAUUAAGGGGUUAAAAGAAUUUUAGACAAGAAAGUCUAUGCUUGCCAAAUAUCCAAACAGGACAUGUCUGUUUAAAGUGUGUAAUUCAGUUUAAUGUUAUUUAUUUAUUUAUUUUUUAACAGCACAGAAAAUCUUACAGCACAUACUGCAUGUACAGUUUGAACUCUGUGAACAAGAUAUCCUACUAACAGAAGUACAUGGGUUUAAUUAUACACAAAGUCGUAUACACGUUGUAGUUCUGAAGCCCAUUUAAGGAAUUAUUUCAAUGGUUCUGAACUCUGGUCUUUGGGAUCCUAUGUCCUGCAUAGUUUCAACUGUUUUCUGCCUUAAUGUAUCUGAUUCUGCUCAUGAAGUGCUUGUUCAUUACCUCAUUAGCUGGAUCAAGUGUCUUGAGGUGCGGAUUGUCUGUCACUGUGCAGGACAGGCCGUCCCCAGGACAUUUUCUGUUGUUGUGCAACAGAUUCAGUGAAUCAUGACAAUCAGACUUUCAUAUUUCAGCAAAACCUAAUAUAUGUAUGGCAGCGUAUUCUGGACUCAAAUUCAAAUGCAGAUUUGAAAAUGCUAAUUCAAAUGUGUAUUUACAUUAAUUUCCCAUGUGAGUGUGCAUUGUUUACAAUGUAAUUCAAAUGCAAAGUGUAUUUGCGUUUGCAUUUUUUUGUAUAAUGGCUGGAAAAAUGCAAAUGCAAAGUGCUUUUGAGAUUUCAUUUUUAUUGUAUUAUUAGUAAGACAGUUGCACUUGCAAUUGCAAUUUUAUUCCCUCAUUGUCGCACUUUAGCUCUGACAAAAUAAUGCAUUUGCAACCCUGUUUGCAUUUGCGUUUUCAUUGUCAGUGAGGUGGGUGGGACCUUGGAAGGGACUUGUAAGUGUGGGGAGUGUUUUCAGAGAAAGUCUAAGGCUGCAUCCAGAACCUCAUACUACCAUACUAAAUAGCAAAAUAAUGUGUUUUUGGAAGCAGCUUAAACUUUUGUGGUAAUGGCACACUUGUUUACAGUAUUGAGGCAACAAUGGCAACCACUGCUAGUGACGUUUUAACACUUGCCAACCAGGCCGUGGAUAAUUCUGUGCUGCGUCAUUCGAUGUUGUUUGCGUGAAAGUGACUUACGACCAACUAGGAGACCUUGUGGCUGCACAAGCACCAUUGUUAGUGACACAGUGACUGGCUUCAGGGCAGAGGCUCACAGGGCUGUUGGAGAAACACUAGACCUAGACGAAAACUGCCCUGCAUGUUUUAGUGCUUUCCCUGUUUUAUCACACCUGUUACAAAUGGUCAGGGAUUGUUAACAAGCUCUUGCUUUUCCAUAUAUUUCGACCAAUUACACACAGAAAUGCAAAUGCAACUACACAUUUUGCAUUUGAAUUUGUGUUGUGUCUUAAAUAAUUUGAAAAAAAAAAGUCUGGAAUAUGCUGCCAUAAAUUUAGGCAUGUAGAAACAUCAGUUUGUUUCCUCCAGAUCUCCAAGUUUUGGUUGAAUGUAGAAAUUUUAAACACAGUGUAAUAUGAUACAUUUACAUCAGUAUCUAAUCAAAACCAGACUGUUCUGACAUUAUUAAACAAAACAGGGUAUUCCAUUCACCCAAGUGAAAUUUCCACUGUUGUGGUAAUAAUCAAAGCAUCCCGUCCACUUGUUAAGCACACCAAUCUGCUAAAUGUUAGGAAAGGUAUCAGUACAUUUGCUAAAAAAGAAAAAAAAACUUGUUCACAGUAACAGCAAACUGCAAAGACACAUGAACUGUACAAUGUAGUACUCGUUUCUGCCUGCCUUUACAUCACAGGUAAACAGUAGGGUAACAAUCUGUAAAUUUUAAUGUGUGACAAGUAUGGCUACAUGAGAAUCCCAUCACAGUUAUCCUUUCAAAGAACCGUGCUGCUUAGACUGUGUUGCCAUACUUACUCUUGUUUUUGCUUCUUUUGAGUUUGUAAUUACACACUGUAACUGCACAUGUUCUCUACGUGUCCUCCCAUGUUGUAAUGACAGACAAAAUGUAGACUUUACUUUGUGCUUAGUUUGGAUGUUAUUGUAUUAUUUAUUUUCAUCUAUUUUGAGUUUACAACAGAAAAUGACAAAUAGUCUGUAAAAUUUAUGGUGGGUUGUGCGAUGCAAACUAAUCUGUUUGAGUAGCAGUUGUUCAAAGAGUAAAUAGCAAAUCACAGGUUGCAUCCUUGUUAUGUUUUCCCCAAAAAAAAACAUUGCAGGUGAUGCUUGAACAUACUAUAGGAAUCUUAAUGCAGAAUUAUUUAUUGGUGUUGCAUAAUUAUGUAGUUAGUGUUACCCCCAUCCUGUAUUUCAGCAGUUUCAGCAUUGAGGAGGAAGCAUUCUGGGCCAUUUCAUGGUGGAGGUAGCAUUAGUUUUUAUCAUCAUAAAUUAUAUUUGAUUGUUCCUUCUAAUGUAAUAUUUAUUUCUUCAGAGAUUUUUUUUCUUGUUAAAGAAACUCUGCUAAAACAAAACGGCUGACAUUCAUGUGCUACUGUUCUCACAGGCCUGUGCUUUUUAUGUGCUUUGGUUGAAGGUACAACAAUCAUCAUGCUGCAUUAUUCAGGGUCAAGUCUAGCUGCUACAGCUGCAAAGGACAGUCUGGAUGGCGCACACUGUGGUGGGUGAUGUCUCAGUCAGAGGAUGGUUAGCAGGGGUAGAUGUGUUCAGUGUGGUUAAGAUAGAGGUUUGGGGGAGGGGGUGUGUUUUCUGUCCUUUGUGGUUGUGUCAGCUAGACAGUAUGUAAUACUCAGUCUACCAUUUCCUUGCUGUGUGAUUGUGAAACAUUGUUACUUUAUUCAUGAAGUUUUCAAAUGUCAAUAAAAUGAAACUCUGCACUCAGA